GUAGGAACGGUAACUAGCCUGGUAGAUCUACCGUCGCAUAUUUCCACAGUAUUUUCAUUCAGUUUAUUUAAUUUCGAGGAAAAGGUUGCAGCUCUUGAUUGGUUACACUGGGACACAAACUGACAAAGAAAGCAGACGAAGAAUUGACCUUUAUGUGAGAUUGUCUUUGUUAAAAAGUAAUUAGAAUAUUGACAACAAGAAAAGGGCUUCAUGCAAAAAUUUGGACACUUUACAUGAUUCAGGAUCAAGGAGCAUCAACUACAAGACCCCCAAGAAGUUUGAAAGAGAAAAAUUUAAAGACACAGAAGAAAACAGAAGAAAGAAGACAAGAAAAGAUGAUGUGAAAGUUUUCAUAAAUAACUGGACCGUGGGAAGAAACAUGUCUUGGAAGAGUUCUUCUAUUGUCAGCUAUCCUGAUUCGGACGACGACAAUGAUCCGCUUCACUACAUCAAGAAGUCCCGUCCAAAACAGGAGAAUGUUCAGUAUAAUCCAGUGUACAAAAACAAAAUAGGGAAGACUUCUGCACACCCUCGAGAUCCCAGGCUGGAAAAUAGAAACAGGGAUCCUCGCUUACAGUCCAGAAAUAAUGAAACGAGGGACCCUAGACAUCAAUCGAAUAAUGUUGAAAAUCGAGAUCCACGACAAGCAGCCAAGCAUGAAAUGGAAGAUUUUCAUUACGCACCUGUUUAUGGUCGAAAAGUUAAGGACAUCGGGAGGGAAUAUGAAAAUGCAUCACGUUCCAAUUCAUACGAAAGUGCUGGGGCAAGAUGGAAACAAUACAAAUCAGAGAAAGCUGCAGAGAUAUCAAGGCCAGAGAAAUUUCAGAGUGCGGAAUCUGGUUGGAAGAAGUUAAAAUCCGAAAACAAAUGGGACACUUCGAACUGGACAAAUGCCAGCGAUUCAUCCGACGACGAUGGUGAUAAUUAUAAUAGAAAAACGCCCAAAUCUAAAAUUGAUAUAUUUGCAAAUCCAGAGGAAGAAACCCCUAACGAAGAAGAGUCAACUGAAAAGGGCUUUUGGUGGAAAUAUAAAGACGAUGAACCUCUUCCCGAUAGUAUGAUUCUGGAACGUAAUUCAAAAUCUGAAGAGAAAAAUGACGAUCUUUUUGAUGAUAUUCUGAGUGGCAAUCUUGUUGACAAUAAUAAAGGCAAUGAAAAAGAAGAUGAAUUUAACGAUGAUUUCUUGUUUGAUGACGUUUUAAUGCAAUCUAGGAAAGUUCUAGAAGAAGGCAAAGCUUUUCUAGGUGAAUCUGUUACCGAAUCACAAGACGAAGGAAGGGACCACAAUAAAUAUAUUUACGAAACCGAUAAAAGUUUUAUGACGGACUCAUCCUCAUUGCAAUAUAAAGCAUCGGAUAACGUUCAGACACAAAAUAGAUAUAAUGUGGCCGAUCUGUAUCCUGAGAAAGCUGAUGUGGAUGAUAGAAAAUAUGAUGACUUGUAUAAACAGGUAGAUGAUGAUAAUGACACAUGGGCACGCUCUGUCACAGUAGAGAAGAAGGAAUUCUCUAACUGGUCUGAUGAAAGCCUUUCUCCUAUUCGCCACGAAGAACCAAGUCCAGAUAGACAUGUUGAGGUAAAUCUAGUCAAGAUGAAAAGUCCUGGAAGAUCUAGAGAUGAUUCUCCUUAUCAAAGAUCCAGGGAAAACAGAGAGGAAGAUACUCAUUCUCCCUAUGAUAAUCGUGAAUCGAGGGACAACAGAAAGAUGGAUUCCAUUUCAUCCCCUUACUCUUAUCAAAACAGAAAGGAUGAUAAUGUUUCUUCUUAUAAAAAUCGUUCUCCGCCAAACCGAUCACCCUCUCGGCGAGAUCAUCCUCAAAAGCCUCCUGUAAGUCAACCAGCUCAACCAAUAAGUAGGAACCCUUACGAAAAUCCAAAACUGAAUGUUGAUAAUAUUGAUCUGUAUUUCGAUGACUUGAUGGAAUGGAAUUACAGUCAUCGCUGCCUCAUCUGUGACAAAACAUUUGAUAAUCUAACCAAGUGGACAGAACAUAUUCUAGACACUAAACAUGGUAGGGAGUUUCAUCUUGAUCCUUACAGGUGCCCACCAUGUCACGAAAUGUUCCGAAAUAAACAGGAGUGGAAAAUGCAUAUGGCAUAUGCACCUUCUCAUGGCUUCAUGGGAAGCAUCAAUGUACCGAAGACAUGCACAGUUCUACCACCCUCACCAGCUUUUCCUGUGCAACACGGCUGGAGAUGCAAGAGUUGUUACAUUAUAUCGCAGACAGACGAGGACGCCAUGCGUCACAUAAAGUACGUUCAUCUUAUCCACACCGCCCUGUAUCCAUGCCCGUUGUGCGGUGAACCUUUCUGGCAUCAACGAGAUCUUGACCGGCACGCUGAUGAUGUUCAUGCUCCACCUAAAUAUCAGUGUGACAUUUGUCAGAGGGCUUUUGAAUCUGGCGAAAAGCUUCAAACUCAUCGCUUAAUAAAGCACUCUAAGAAAAUUACGUGCUACAAAUGUGAGAAGCAGGUUGAUGAACUUAUUUUCAAGGAACAUUGUGAAAUGCACAAGCUUGAGAUGCGUAAAUGUGACUACUGCGGAGAUGUAUUCAAGGACAGUUAUCACUUGGAAAAGCACGUUAGAAACGAUCACAAGAAACAUCGACGACGUCAUCGAUCUUCUUCAAGAUCCCCAGAUCGUCGAUCAUCGAGACGACGAUCUCGCAGAAGUAGGUCGAGGUCGAGAAGAAGCUCAUCGAAGUCUCGGAGGAGCUCAGCAAAAGACGAGCAAGAUAAAACAGAAGAAAAGACACGUCGAAGCAAUUCUCCCAGAAGUCAAGAACCUUCAAAGGAAAAAAUCAAGGAAAGUAAAAGAUCCUUGUCUCAGGAUUCGAGCAUUCCAUCAAGUAGCUGUGCCACUCCAACAAGGGAUGAGGAAGAGGAUAUAUUUCCUCCUGGAGAUGAAAAUUUUAAACACUCGUCAUCACCAAAUCGAAGUCAUGAAACCAUGGAAACUGCUCCUGCAGAAGAGGAAGACAGCCGCCAGAGUCGCGAAUAUUCUUCCACGCGAUCUCCACGUGGAAGGCGAGAUUCGAUCGAAGAUGAUAGUUACUCAAGGGGAAGUGAAAAGUCAAGUAGUUAUCAUCGAACACGUUCAACAUCACACAGCUCCAGAGAUCAUCGGUCAUCUCGUCACAAGAGAAGUAGAUCUCGUGAUGAUUAUUCCUCUCGACGGUAUUGGAGCAGGAAAACUAGUCGAAGUGAAUCGCGAUCCCGAUCCCGAUCUCGGGAUAGAGGAUACAGCAGUAGCAAGGGGUCAAAAUACGGCGAUGAUGAUCGUAGAAAUAGCAGACAUCUUGAGGAUCGUGUUGAUAAAGAUUAUGACGAAAGAUCAGACUUAGAUGUUGAUAGAAAACGCUUAGUCCCCGAAACACUAAAUGAGAACUCGUCAAGAUCAUUUAAAGACGGGUCUAUUCACGAGGAUGAGGAUGGGGAUGAUCAAGAGGAAGAAACCGAAUGGGAAAGACGGAUCAGCGUGAAGAUGAUUGUCAAGGACGAAAUCUGGGAGAAGGAGGAAGAUGAAAAGGCUAAUACUGAAUCGGCCAAGACGGCCCCCAAGGACCUCCCAAUAUUUGACAUCCCCAUGGAAGAGGACACUGAAAAGUCAUCGCCCGAAAAACCAGUAGAGAACGCAACAUGGGUUGUGGAAAAGCCGCCUGAUGAAAACAAAGAUUCGAAGAAUGGCAAUGAAAGUGACGAGGAGGAUAAGAAGCAAUUCGUUUGUAAAGAAUGUGGAAAGUCGUUAGGAUCCUUAAUGCAGUUGCGCGAUCACUUUACCGUGAAACAUAAGAAAGGGUUUAACCUGCGGAACAAGAGACCUUCUAGUGCUGACGUGAAAAAAAGUCAGCCACUUGUAGCAAAGGAACCGAAAUUGUCAGAAGAGCAAAAGGAGAUUGCCAAACUAAUUGAGGGCUUCGAAUAACUGUUUAAUCGUAGCUGUAUGUAAAUACGUGUGCGUAUAUGUAGGAAAUUACUUUUGGCCAUUGAAAUGAAAUUCAACUUGGAACAUAUCUUUUUGAAGGUUUUUUUCUGGAAACACAAAUAAAAUUUGAUAACUAAAGUAUGUAUCAUGAAUCUUCAUCAGACCUUACCUUCAAAC
Saccostrea cuccullata (small rock oyster) is the source of this 4102-nucleotide messenger RNA. RefSeq lists its product as uncharacterized. Gene Ontology annotation, cellular component: nucleus. Gene Ontology annotation, biological process: regulation of gene expression. The transcript has 4 exons. Lineage: Eukaryota; Metazoa; Mollusca; Bivalvia; Ostreida; Ostreidae. The record is from RefSeq and is a predicted model, not a curated record. The coding region runs from base 380 to 3925 and encodes 1181 amino acids.